Molecule: messenger RNA, 919 nt
Organism: Bactrocera tryoni
Lineage: Eukaryota; Metazoa; Arthropoda; Insecta; Diptera; Tephritidae
Gene: Taf11
Product: transcription initiation factor TFIID subunit 11
Exons: 3
Coding region: 72-734 (220 amino acids)
Biological process (GO): transcription initiation at RNA polymerase II promoter; RNA polymerase II preinitiation complex assembly
Cellular component (GO): transcription factor TFIID complex; nucleus
Molecular function (GO): transcription coactivator activity; protein heterodimerization activity
Source: RefSeq, a predicted model, not a curated record
AAGAAGUAUACUUUUGUAUACUGUUUAUAUGUAAGCAACUUGUUUUAUUUAUUGAAAAUAAAUUAACUCUAAUGGAUGAAAUACUGCUUCCAACAACAACUGUCUCAACUACGACAACAACAAAUUCAAGUUCGCAAAAGCAAACCGAACACGAUGAAGUCGAUUUAAAGUUAUUUGACAAAGCAAAGAUUAGCAGCGAUAUGGAAAAUCGCACGCGCGAUGUCGAUGGUGAUGGCAAUGUUAAUAGCGAUCACUCCGGUGAUGAAGGUGCUAACAAGGUACGUUUUCAAGAUGAGCUUGGAAUGGAUAUGAAGGAGCCAAAAUUGGAAGGUGCAGAAUUAAACGAUGAUACGCCAUCCAAAAAGCAGAAAACCAAAAAGGAGUUGGAAGAAGAGGAGCGCGAAAAAAUGCAAGUGCUCGUUUCCAAUUUCACCGAAGAGCAGCUCGAUCGCUAUGAAAUGUAUCGCCGUUCGGCAUUUCCCAAAGCGGCAGUGAAGCGCCUCAUGCAAACCAUAACUGGCUGCUCCGUAUCGCAAAAUGUCGUAAUCGCUAUGUCGGGUAUAGCGAAGGUAUUUGUUGGUGAAAUUGUGGAGGAGGCUUUAGAUGUUAUGGAGUCGGGAGGUGAAAUCGGCGCUUUGCAGCCCAAAUAUUUACGUGAAGCGGUGCGCCGCUUACGACAACGUGGCCGUAUGCCUAUAGGGAAAUUUCAAAAACCAUACUUUCGUUUAAAUUAAAGGCUGUCUUCCACACAAGUACGAUAAACAUUAAAGUUAAUUUAGCAGUUUUUAAAAACUUAGUAAUAAGUCUAGGCAUGAAGAUGUAUUGUAUGUUUAAAUGUAAAUUAUAAAUAUAAGCGAAGCAAAAUGUAUUAAAGCAAAGUCAGUAAAAUGUUGACGUAUAUGCAUUUGUAAAGUAAACA